Vicia villosa (hairy vetch) is the source of this 1113-nucleotide messenger RNA. RefSeq lists its product as uncharacterized. The coding region runs from base 1 to 1113 and encodes 370 amino acids. Gene Ontology annotation, molecular function: zinc ion binding. The record is from RefSeq and is a predicted model, not a curated record. The transcript has 2 exons. Lineage: Eukaryota; Viridiplantae; Streptophyta; Magnoliopsida; Fabales; Fabaceae.
AUGGGAACAGUAACAUUUUCCCAAUCGCCUACGCAUUGGUUGAAGGUGAGACAGGAGGGGCUUGGAGUUUUUUUUCUAAAAAAUUUGCGGUUGCACGUGACCCCUCAAUCUGAUCUAUGUUUAAUAUCUGAUCGACACGAGUCUAUAAAGAGUGCAUACAACAACCUAGACAAUGGCUGGCAAAAUCCUCCGUCAGUGCAUGUGUAUUGCAUCAGGCACAUCGCACAAAAUUUUAUGCGAGCGAUCAAGGACAAAGACCUCCGCAAGAAAGUUGUAAACAUGGGGUAUGCUCUGACGGAGUCUACAUACGCUUACUAUCGGGAGGAAAUCCGACAAACAGACAUGGAAGCUUUCAACUGGAUAGAGAAUCUUCCAAGAGAAAAAUGGUCGCGAGCUUAUGACGGUGGAAGACGAUGGGGUCACAUGACAACCAACCUUGUGGAGUCAUUGAACUCGGUGAUGAAGGAAACAAGGAAUUUACCUAUUACAGCACUGGUAAGGUCAACAUACUUCAGGAUGGGCACAUUGUUUGGGAGGCGAGGUCAUAAUUGGACAAAAAUGUUGUCAUCAAAGAAGGAUUUCACGGAUAAUUGCAUAAAAGAGAUGCAAAAAGAAGUAGAAAAAUCUCACAGUUAUAAUGUCCUGAGUUUUGAUCGUGAGAGAAACUAUUUCGUCGUCCAAGAGACAGUUAAUAAUAACGAGUGUCGGCCAGUUACUUAUUAUAACGUCGACCUCCAAAAACAAACAUGUGACUGUGGGAAAUUUCAAACUUUUCAUGUGCCCUGCUCGCAUGCCAUUGCAGCUUGUUCUCAUGUCCGACUCAAUUAUCAGAUGUUUAUCCCUCCUGUAUUUAGAGUUCGAAACAUCUUCAAGGUAUACGAACAAAGCUUCAUCGGUGUUCCCAAAGAACAUCAAUGGACUCCUUAUCAAGGUGAUAUUCUUUUCCACAAUGAAAGAAUGCGACGAAACAAAAAAGGUCGCCCAAACAGCACUCGCAUUAGGACUGAAAUGGACACCGUCGAGAAAGUAAAAAGACGAUGUGGAAUCUGUCAAGGAUUACAUAUGCGGAAAAAAUGUCUGCAUCGGCCAAAUGCAGCGGGCCCUUCUAACUAG